This is a messenger RNA of Candoia aspera, 14462 nucleotides long. RefSeq names its product heparan sulfate proteoglycan 2 (gene HSPG2). Gene Ontology annotation, cellular component: plasma membrane. Bases 184 to 13125 code for a protein of 4313 amino acids. Lineage: Eukaryota; Metazoa; Chordata; Lepidosauria; Squamata; Candoiidae. Gene Ontology annotation, molecular function: calcium ion binding; protein binding. Gene Ontology annotation, biological process: homophilic cell-cell adhesion. The record is from RefSeq and is a predicted model, not a curated record. The transcript is spliced from 97 exons.
GCGCGGGCUCGCCCUUUCGCCGCGCGGAGCACGGGCGCCCGAGCGAGGCAGGCAGGAAGGCGGCUGGUGCGCGGACGGCGAGCCGGGUCGGCAUCCGAGUCCGGGCGGCGAAGGGCGCGCCGGGGCGCAGGAGCAGCGCCGGUGGCGGUCAGGACUCGCCCCUCAACUCGCUUUCCUCCAGCGAUGGGAACCGCGGGGGCUCGGAUGCUCCACGGCGGCUGUGCCGGGACCGCGCGCUGCCGUUGCUUGGCACUGAUCGCGGCCGUCGCCGCCGCGGCGCUCCUGAGCGGGGCUCAGGCCUCCAGCCGGCCGGACGAGGCCUCCUUCCCAGAAGACACAGAGUCCGAGAUCACGCACUGGCUCCAGAAGAGCUAUGACAGCACGUUUGACGAUGAGGACCUCAUGGCCGGGGGCCCGUCCGGAGAUGGGCCCGGCAGUGGGGAGAAUGGCAGCGGGGCCAUCUCCGUGGAGCAGUCGGUCACCACGGUCCAGUCUCUCCUUUCUACAGUCUACUUCCGGGCCCUGGUGAACUUCACCCAUUCCAUCCAGUACAGCCCCCACCUGGAAGAUGUCAACUCAGAGGCCUUCCAGGAGGUGUCUGAAGCGGUGGUGGACACGCUGGAGUCUGAAUACAACAAGAUCCCUGGUGAGCAGUCGGUCAGCGUGGUAUUUAUCAAGGAGAUCGACGGCUGCAUCUUUGUGGAGCUGGAUGUGGGCUCUGAGAGGAACACGCACGAAGAGCAGAUCCGCGAGGUGCUUUUCUCCGUCGUGGACAGCGGCUCCAUCGCGUCCUACAUGACCUCCACACGGGGAUUCCAGUUUCGGCGUCUGGGUGCAGUUGCCCCCGAGUUCCGGGCCUGCACAGCCGAGGAGUUUGCGUGCCGUAGUGGCGAAUGCAUUGCCAGGGAAUUCUUCUGUGACCGGCGACCGGAUUGCCGGGACAUGUCGGACGAGCUGGACUGCGAGGAGCCCGUGCCCCCCGAGUGCGCCCACGACGAGUUUGCCUGCGACAGCGGUGAGUGCGUGCACUGGGCGCUGCGCUGCAACGGACACCCUGACUGCGGAGAUGCUUCUGACGAGGACGGCUGUGAACUGGAGGGGCCUCUGGCGCCCGCCUCCACCCCGUGGCUGAGCACCGCCCGGCUCCCUGCCACCACCUCCCCAGUCACCACUCGCCGAGCACCGGUCACCAUGCCACCUCGGGUCCCGGUCCCCAAGCCCCCCCAGUUCCCCGGAUUGCGUCCCUGCCGGAAAGACGAGGCCACGUGCUCCAACAGGCAGUGCAUCCCCCGGGACUACGUCUGCGACGGCGAGAGGGACUGCCAGGACGGGGGCGACGAAAAGAACUGCGGCACUCCCUCGCCCUGCGAACCCAACGAGUUCAGGUGCCGGAACGGGCACUGCGCCCUCAUGCUGUGGCGUUGCGACGGGGACAACGAUUGCGCCGACGGCUCUGACGAGCUGAACUGCCCCACCAAGGGCCCUGGGGACACCUGUGGCCCCGACCAGUUUGUCUGCCUCUCCAGCCACACCUGCAUCCCGGCCAGCUAUCAGUGCGACAACGAGGCCGACUGCCCGGACCGCUCAGAUGAGAUCGGCUGCAUCUCUCCAGAGGUAACCACUCCCCCAGAGGAGUCCAUCCAGGCUGCCCCCGGAGACACCGUCCGCUUCACCUGCGUGGCUGCGGGUGUGCCAACGCCCGUCAUCUCCUGGAGGCUCAACUGGGGCCACAUUCCCAGCAGCCGCAGGGUGACCUUCACCAGCGAGAAUGGCCGGGGGACGCUGGUCAUCCGGGACGUCAAGGAGGCUGAUCAGGGGGCCUACACCUGCGAGGCCAUCAACGCCCGGGGAAUGGUCUUUGGCAUUCCGGACGGCGUGUUGACCGUCACGCCUGGCCGAGGGCCAUGCCCCGAAAGGUAUUUCCACAUCGAAGGGACCGGCCAGUGCUUGCCCUGUUUUUGCUUCGGGGUCGCCAAAGCGUGCCGCAGCACCGGCCGCUACCGUCAGCGAAUCCACCUGCGGUUCGACGAACACAACAACUUCAAAGGGGUGAAAGUGACCGUGCCCGAUCAGCCCGGGACGCCUCCCCUCGCCUCCACGCAGAUGCAGAUAGACCUCGGGGCGCAGGAAUUCCAGCUGGUCGAUCUCUCUCGGCACUUCCUUGUGCAUGACUCCUUCUGGACCCUCCCCAAGCAGUUCCUAGGGAACAAGGUGGAUUCCUACGGAGGGUCCCUCCAGUUCACGGUGCGCUACCAGCUGGGCCGAGGGCAGUCGGAGCCUGUCCCGAAGCCCGACGUGGUCAUUGUGGGCAACGGGCAGAAGUUGCUCUACCGGCUGCAGGCACUCCCAGAGCCCUUUGUGCCCAACCAGCGCCAGAUCCAUUUCACUGAGGAGAACUGGCAGAAGGAGUCCGGGGACCCGGUGAGCCGGGAGGAGCUGCUCCUCGCUCUGCAGAACCUGGAGGCCAUCCUGAUCCAAACAGUGUACGACAAUCGGAUGGCCACGGUGGGGCUGAGCAACAUCAUCAUGGACACCACCACCGCGGAGGUCACCAGCCUGGGCGUGGCGCAUCACGUGGAGGAGUGCAGGUGCCCUGUGGGCUACACUGGCCUGUCCUGCGAGCAGUGCGACCCUCACUUCAAGCGGGUGCCCGGCGGCCCAUAUCUGGGGACCUGUUCUGGGUGCGGCUGCCACGGGCAUUCGAGCUCCUGCGACCCUUUCUCCGGUUAUUGCCUGAAUUGCCAGCACAACACCGAAGGACCGCGGUGUGACAAAUGCAAGCUGGGCUUCUUUGGCGAUGCCACUGACGCCACCCCGGCGGCCUGUCGGCCUUGCCCAUGCCCGUACACCGAAGCUCCGCGCAGGUUUUCCAACUCCUGCUUCUUGGAUACAGACAGGCAGGCGACCUGCGACGCCUGCCUCCCAGGCUACACAGGACGCCGCUGCGAAAGGUGCGUGCCGGGCUACGAAGGCAACCCCAUCCAGCCAGGCGGGAAGUGCGUGCCAAUCAGAGGAGCCGGACAGAGCGUCACGUCUGCAGGGAAAGAGGAGGUCCUCUGUGACGAGCGGGGCGGCAGGAAGGCCUCGGACGGGGCAUGCCGGUGCAAGCCCAACGUCAAGGGGCCGCUGUGCAACGAAUGCGUCACGGGCAGCUUCCACUUAAGCCACGGGAACCCCGAUGGCUGCCUUCGCUGCUUCUGCAUGGGGGUCUCACGCCAAUGUGCCAGCUCCUCCUGGAGCAGAGACCAGGUGCGGCUGGCAUACGAGGAUGCCGAGGGGGGGCAGUUCGGCCUCGCCAACUCUGCCAACACGCGGACGGUCAGCGAGGGGAUCCGCUUCACUGGGGAGUCGGAGCUCACCUUCUCUUCGUUCCACAUUCUGCCACGGGAUGUCUACUACUGGGUGCUGCCUAAGCACUUCAAGGGAGACAAGGUGACCUCGUACGGCGGAGAGCUGCGCUACACCGUCACCCACGACACCUUCCCUGGCUCCCCGCUGCUGCGUGGCCAGCCAGACGUUCUGCUGCAAGGCAAUGGCAUUUUCCUGGAGCACGUGGCUGCAACGACGCCCCUGCCCGGGGCACCGGUGACCUUUGCGGUGCCUUUCCGGGAGCAAGCCUGGCGUCGGGCCGAUGGGCAGAACGCCACUCGGCAGCACCUCCUGAUGGCGCUGGCUGACAUAGAUGUUUUCAUGAUCCGGGCCUCCUACGCCGAGCGGUCCUCUGAGACCAGGAUCUCCGACAUCCACAUGGAUGUGGCAGUGCCACAUGCCGCAGGCCUGAACCCAGCCCCGGAGGUUGAGGAGUGCGCCUGCCCACCAGGAUACCGAGGGCCGUCCUGCCAGGACUGUGACGUCGGGUACGCGCGCACCACCAGCGGCCUCUAUCUGGGCACCUGCGAGCCCUGCAGCUGCAACAGGCACACGACCGAGUGCGACAUGGAGACGGGAGACUGCCAGGGCUGCCAGCACCACACGGAAGGCCUGCACUGCGAACGCUGCCAACCUGGGUUCUUCGGCGAUGCCCGGCAGGGGACGCCUAGGGACUGCCAGCCAUGCCCCUGCCACGGACUGUCCUCCGCCAGCCAAGAAACCAGGACCUGCUUUGUGGAUGCAGACGGGCAGCCGACCUGCGACUCCUGCCCCCCAGGCUACCUCGGGCGGCAGUGCGAGAGAUGUGCUCCCGGCUACGUUGGGAACCCCAGCCAGGGUCAGCCCUGCACAGAUGCUAGCUCCCAGUGCCACUGCAACCUGCACGGCAGCGUCAGCAGCCGGUGUGAUGCCAACGGGCGAUGCCAGUGUAAGGACCACGUGGAGGGGCUCUCCUGCGACAGCUGCCGCCCCCACCACUUCCACCUGAGUGCGGAGAAUCCGGCCGGCUGCCUGCCCUGUUUCUGCAUGGGGGUCACCCAGCAGUGCACCAGCUCGUCCUACUACCGGGACGUGGUCGCCAGCUCCUUCCGUCCGGGAGAUUUCCAGGGCUUCACGCUCGUCAACCAGCAGCGCAGCGUCCGCCUCCUGACCGGCUUUGCGGUGGAGAUGUCCCCCGAGGGCCCUUGGCUCUCCUACGGCCAGUUCGGGGAGCUGGGGCAGGAGCCCUACUACUGGCAGCUGCCGGAUGCCUACCUGGGGGACAAGCACUGGCUGCUCUACCAAGGGGUUCCCCAGCUUCCCGAAGCCGCUUUGUACUGGGAGCUGCCUGGGCCUUUUCUGGGGAACCAGGUUGGCGCCUACGGGGGACACCUCCGCUACACCCUGACCUACACGGCUGGAGGGAGAGGCACGCCGCUGCCCGAUGCAGAUGUGCAGAUUACCGGCAACGACAUCACUCUGGUGGCCUACCUGUCCGAGCUGCGGCCCCGCGAACGCAGGAGUUUCGAGGUGGUCUUCCGGGAGCAAUUCUGGAAGCGGCCAGAUGGGCAGCCUGCCACCCGGGAGCACUUGCUGAUGGCCCUUGCCGACCUGGAUGAGAUCCUGAUCCGCGCCACACACUCCACGGACAUGCUUUCGGCAGGCAUCACCGGCGUCACCAUGGAGACUGCCGUGCCUGGCUACACCAGUCUGCCCCGGGCUUUGGAAGUGGAAGAGUGCCGCUGCCCCCCCGGAUACCAGGGCCUCUCUUGCCAGGACUGUGCUGCUGGCUAUACCCGCACCGGCGGUGGGCUGUACCUGGGCCACUGUACGUUGUGUGAGUGCAACGGGCACUCGGAGUUGUGCCACCCUGAGACUGGCACUUGCUCGCACUGCCUGCACCAGGCAGCCGGGGAGUUCUGUGAACAGUGUGCCCCUGGCUACUAUGGAGAUGCCACCGCCGGGACCCCCGAGGACUGCCAGCCAUGUGCUUGCCCGUUGCUGGACCCUGAGAACCAGUUCUCACAGACAUGCGAGAGCCUGGAGGGGGGCGGCUAUCGCUGCACCGCCUGCGAACCCGGUUACACUGGCCAGUAUUGUGAACAAUGUGCUGCUGGAUAUGCGGGGAACCCCAACAUCCGCGGACAGAAGUGCGUUCCUCUGGGACCCCCAGACCAGCCCCGCCUUGUCAUCCAAGUCCAUCCCACCCGGACCGCUGUGUCUCAGGGAAGCGAAGUGACGCUGCAUUGCCACGUCAGUGGGGAGCCUCCCCAUUACUUCUACUGGUCCCGGGAAGAUGGGCGCCAGGUGCCAGGUACCGCCCAGCGCAGGCAGCAAGGGUCAGAGCUCCACUUUGCCAGCAUCCAGCCCUCAGACGCCGGCGUCUACAUCUGCACCUGCCGAAACCCACGGUUCAGCAACUCCAGCCGAGCCGAGGUGGUCGUUACAGAAGGCCCCAGCAAGCCGAUCACCGUGACGGUGGAAGAGCAGAAGGCGCAAAACGUUAAGCCCGGCAGCGACGUCACCUUCAUUUGCACAGCCAAGAGCAGGUCUCCUGCCUACACGCUGGUGUGGACCCGGCAGAACAACAGGAAGCUACCCAGCCGGGCCAUGGACUUCAACGGCAUCCUGACGAUCCGCAACGUGCAGCCAGAGGACGCCGGCAUCUACGUCUGCACGGGCUCCAACAUGUUUGACAUGGACGAGGGGAUGGCCACCCUCUAUGUGCAAGCUCCAUCGAAGACCCAGACGUUCUAUGGUCCCGUAGAAAUGGUGGAAGGCCACAGACCCUCCGGAGCUGCUGUCCAGCCAACGGCCACCAUCGAGCCCUCCCAGCUGAGCGUCCAAGCGGGCCAGAUGGCCGAGUUUCGCUGCAUCGUGACGGGAAGCCCAGAACCCGCCGUGGAGUGGAUCGGAGGACCCGGGGGUGUGAUCUCCCCCAAGGCUGUCAUCCAGGGGGGAAUCCUGCGCUUCCCUGCGGCUGAGCCUGCCGACGAGUCCCAGUACCUGUGCCGGGUGCGAAACAGCGCCGGGCAGCACAUGGCCCGAGCUUUCCUGCAAGUGCAAAGUACCAGUGCCCCCCAAGUGCAGGUGAGCCCUGAAAAGACAGAAGUGCACGAAGGCAGCACCGUCAGGCUGUACUGCCGGGUCGCGGGCUCCCCAGCGGCCACCAUCACCUGGGAGAAGCAGGGUGGCAGCUUGCCCCCACAGUCCCACUCAGAGAGAACAGACAUCGCCACCCUGGUGAUUCCCUCCAUCACGGCUGCCGACGGAGGGGUGUACCUGUGCGUGGGCAGCAGUCUGAUGGGAGUCGGCAGAGCCCGAAUCGAAGUGGUGGUCAUUCGGGCAUCCGGCGUUUCACCGGUGGUCAAGAUUGAACCUUCAUCCUCUUCGGUCACAGAAGGCCAGUCCUUGGACCUCAACUGUGUGGUGGCCGGCCACCCUGCGGCAUCUGUCACGUGGUAUCGGCGAGGAGGGUCCCUGCCAACCAACCACCAGGUCCACGGCCCCCUCCUGCGGAUUUUGCACGUUUCUGCGGCUGACUCGGGCGAAUAUGUCUGCCGGGUCAGCAACGGAGCUGGGCCCAAGGAAGCCUCCAUCAAGGUGACCGUCCAGCAGAGCCCCGGUUCCUCCCACGGGUCAUCCCCGGUCAGGAUCGACUCUCCCGCCUCUUCCAUCACCGAGGGUCAGGCCUUGGACCUCACCUGCCAGGCCACUGGCCUCUCGCAGCCCAGAGUCACUUGGUACAAGCGGGAAGGGGCCCUCCCGGCUACUUGCAAGAUUUCCGGCUUCCACCUGAGGAUCCUCAAGGCCACGGCAGCAGACUCGGGCGAAUACGUGUGCCGGGUGACGGACGGUGACAGCGGUGUCGUUCACGAGGCCUCCAGAGUGAUCACCGUGCACAGCAGCAGCAGCAGCAGCAGCUCCCACACAUCCGGAGUGACGCCUCCCCUGUGGAUCGAGUCUUCGUCGCCCUCCAUCAUCCAGGGACAGGCCCUGGACUUGAACUGCAUCGUGGCAGGCCAGACCGGUGCCACCGUAACAUGGUAUAAGCGAGGCGGGUCCUUGCCCGCUGGCCACCAGGUAUCGGGUUCCCGCCUGCGCAUCCCCCAGGUCUCUGCGGCUGACUUGGGAGAAUACGUCUGCCGCGUCAGCCUGGAUUCCAUCACCCGGGAAGCAUCCAUCCUCAUCUCCCGCAGCCGCUCCUCCUCCGCCUUCGGAGUGGCUCCCCCCGUGAGGAUCAAGGCCUCCUCAUCCCUCGUAGCCGAGGGGCAGACGCUGGAACUGGACUGCGUGGUUGCCCGCCAGGAGCAGGCCGUGGUGACCUGGUACAGACGGGGUGAAGCCCUGCCAGCCAGCCACCAGACUUCGGGGUCCCGCUUGCGGCUGGUCAAAGUCUCUCCUGCGGAUUCUGGAGAGUACGUUUGCCGGGUCAGCUCUGAUGCUGCCAGCCAGGAAGCCUCUGUCUUGGUCACUGUCCAGCAGCAGGAGGGCACCCACACUUUCUCCGCUGGGGUGACCCCCCCAGUGUGGAUCGAGUCUUCUUCCACCUCUCCCGCCGAGGGCCACACGCUGGACCUGAAAUGCAUCGUGGCCGGCUCUGUGCCACAGGCCAAAGUCGCCUGGUAUAAGCGAGGAGGGGCUCUUCCUGCCAGCCACCAGGUCUCCGGCUUCCACCUGCGCAUCCCACAGGCCUCAGCCGCCGAUUCCGGGGAAUACGUCUGCCGCGUGAGUCAUGGCUCGGCCGUUCACGAGGCCUCGCUGGUGGUCACCAUCAAGGGCGAAACGGGCUCUUCAUACGCUGUGGGUGUCACCCCCCCAAUAAGGAUUGAAACCUCCUCCGUAGCCGUCUCCGAGGGGCAGACCUUGGACCUGAACUGCCUGGUGGCGGGCCAGUCCCAGCCCAGGGUCAUGUGGUACAAGCGCAGGGGCGCCCUGCCAGUCCACAGCCAGAUUUUUGGGUCCCGCCUCCGGAUCUCGCAGGUUUCGGUGGCCGAUUCGGGCGAGUACAUCUGCUACGUGAAUGACGGCACCAGCCUCCUGGAGGCCUCCAUCAUCGUCUCCAUUCCCAGCAGCGCAGGCGGCCCUCACACUUCUGGAGUGCUCCCGCCAGUGCGGAUUGAAUCCUCCUCAUCUUCCCUCGCUGAGGGGCAGACCUUGGAGCUGAACUGCCUCGUGGCCGGCCAGACGCAGCCCAAAGUCACGUGGUUCAAGAGAGGAGGACCCCUCCCGCCUAACCACCAGGUCUCGGGCACUCGCUUGCGCAUCCCGCAGGUCUCCUCGGCCCACUCCGGCGAGUACGUCUGCCGCGUGAGCAGCCCUGCCGGCACCCAGGAGGCUGUGCUGGUGGUCACCAUCCAGGACAGUGAGGGCCCCCCCCACCCUGCGGGUGCUGCCCCACCGCUGAGGAUCGAGGCUUCCUCCCCCUCCGCUGUCGAAGGAGAGACCUUGGAUCUGUCGUGCCUUGCACCAGGCCAGCCACAUGCCACGUUCACCUGGUAUCGGCGAGAGGGCCACCUGCCUGCCGGUCACCAGGUCUCCGAUUCCCACCUGCGAUUGGUCCGACUCACCCCCACUGACUCGGGCGAAUACGUCUGCCGCGUGAGCGGAGGCCACGUCCCACAAGAGGCGUCCUUUGUGGUCUCUGUCCAGGCCAACACCAGUCCUGCUUCCCGUCUCCAGAGCCCCAUCAUCUCCAUCGAUCCUCACAGUGUUGUUGUGCGCCAGGGGGAGGAGGUCUCCUUCAGGUGCCAUAUCCAUAAAGGCACGCCACCCCUCGAGGUCACCUGGAAGCUGCCCAACAACCAGCUGCUCGACAACGUGAGAAUCAGCCCCGAUGGCUCUGCGAUCACCAUCUCCAGCGCCCGUCCCGAAAACCACGGGGCAUACCGCUGCGUGGUCUCCAACCGAUUUGGGAUCGCCAACAGCCUGGUCAACGUUGUGGUCCAAGGGCUGCCCACGGUCUCAGUGGUGCCGAAGGGCCCCGUGCAGCUGAAGGUGGGCAAAUCCAUCAGCCUGGACUGCCUGGGGGCAGGGGAGCCCCGGGCUCUGGUGCGCUGGAGCAAGCUGGGAGCCCGGGAGAAGGUGGAGAGCCAGAAGCUGUUGCCCCUGGAGAGCCGAGCCGUCUUGCAGAUCUCCUCUGCAAAGCUUGAGGAUGCCGGCACCUACGUGUGCGCGGCCCAGAACGCUGUGGGCACCACAGAGGCGCAGGUGGAUGUGAGCGUGGAAGCGGUGCAUGGCAGGCCAGGGGUCCCCGAAGUCCGCGUGACUCCAACCCAGACAGUGCAGGCGGGACAGACGGCUCGGCUCCUUUGCUCUGCCACAGGUGAUCCGCCUCCUGCCAUCCACUGGUCCAAGCUGAGGGCUCCCCUGCCGUGGCAGCAUCAGGUCGUGAACGACACCCUCGUCAUCCCCCGGGUGGCCCAGCAGGACUCGGGGCAGUACAUCUGCAACGCCACCAACUCUGCGGGGUUCACAGAAGCCUUUGUGGUGUUGGAUGUGGAGACGCCUCCCUAUGCCACCAGCCUUCCAGACAGAUCAGUGGUGCAGGAGGGUGAAGCAGUACAGCUGCAGUGCCUGGCCCACGGCACACCGCCCCUGCGUUACGAGUGGACCAAGGUGAAUGGCAGCCUUCCCAGACAGGCCACGGUGCGAGAGGGGGUCCUGCACUUCAGCCCGGCUGCGCACCAGGAUUCAGGCACCUACCUCUGCCGCGUCAGCAACCGGGUGGGCUUUGCUAAGGCUUUGGCGCAAGUCCACGUGCAAGGCCGUGCUGGAGGACCCCUGUCAGUCCAAGUCACCCCUCAGAGCGACACAAAAACUGUGGGUGCCACAGCAGAGUUCGUAUGCUCUGUUUCCGGGGGUCCCGGGGCACAGAUCGAGUGGUUCAAAGAGGGCGGGGAGCUGCCUCCCAGCCACACCGUCCGCAAUGGAGUCCUGCGGAUCGAGAAGCUGGACCGAGGGUGCCAGGGGGUUUACGUCUGUCGGGCCAGGGGUCCUUCCGGCCAGGCCCAGGAGAGGGUCAGCCUGACCGUCCAGGCCCUGCCCAGAGUGAUGAUCAACAUCCGGACAUCAGUGCAGACUGUUCUGGUGGGCAGCUCUGUGGAGUUUGAGUGCCUGGCCUUCGGGGACCCCAAGCCAGACAUCACGUGGAGCAAGGUGGGUGGGCAGCUGCGCCCGGGAGUGCUGGCGAGUGGAGGGCUGGUGAAGAUCGAGCGGGUGGAGCAGGACGACACCGGAAAGUACCGCUGCACCGCCACCAACAACGUUGGCACCGUCCAGUCCCACGUCAUCCUGCAUGUCCAGGCCGUCCCCCAAGUCGCGGCCCAGCCAGAAAUGAAGGAGAUUUCUGCGGGCUCCACCGUGGUUUUCCCCUGCUCAGCUUCGGGGUUUCCUGUCCCAGAAAUCAAAUGGACCAAGCUGGAAGGGGAUCUCCCCAGCGAUGCCCGCCUGGAGGGCAACAGCCUGACCAUUCCUUCUGCGCGCCCGGAAGACACCGGCGUCUACGUGUGUACGGCGUCCAACCGGCAGGGGAAGGGGACAGCCUUCUCCAUGCUCAAAGUGCGAGAGCGGGUGGUGCCGUACUUCACCCAGAACCCUCAGUCCUACCUGGUCCUGCCAACCAUGAAAGAUGCCUAUCGGGCGUUUGCCCUGGAGAUCACCUUCCGGCCUGACACCCCGGAUGGGAUGCUGGUGUACAAUGGGCAGAAGAAGGACACGGGCAGCGACUUCGUCUCCUUUGGGCUGGUGGGGGGCCGCCCAGAGUUCAGGUUUGAUGCCGGCUCCGGCAUGGCCACCAUCCGGCACCCUUCGAUCCUCAAGCUGGGCGAGUUCCACACCAUCCACCUCCAUCGCAACUUGACUCAGGGGUCUCUCGUCGUGGACGGCCACCCCCCCGUGAAUGGCAGCUCCCAGGGCAGGUUUCAAGGUCUGGAUCUCAACGAGGAGCUGUACCUGGGCGGGUACCCCAAUUAUGCGGCCAUCGCAAAAACCGGCCUCGGCAGCGGAUUCAUCGGCUGCGUGCGACAGCUGAUCAUCCAAGGGAAAGAGGUGAUUUUCAAAGAUUUCAACCUGCAAGCCCAUGGCGUGUCCACCUGCCCCACGUGCCAAGACCAACCGUGUCAGAACGGAGGGGUCUGCAGAGACUCGGAGAGCAGCAGCUACUUGUGUGAGUGUCCCCGGGGGUUUGCUGGGAGCAACUGCGAGCACCCCCAGGCCCUGCGCUGCCACCCAGAGGCCUGUGGGCCCGACGCGACCUGUGUGAACCGAGCCGCUGGGGAGGGCUACACCUGCCGCUGCCUACUUGGCCGACACGGGAGGAAAUGCAUGGCGGGCAUCACGGUGACCACCCCCCACUUCCACGGGGGGGAUGCUUUUAUCUCCUACCCACCUCUCACCAACAUCCACUACGAGCUGCGUCUGGACAUCGAAGUCAAGCCGCUGUCCCCCAACGGCCUCAUCCUCUUCAGCGGGGGCGACGGGGGCCCCGUGGCCGACUUUGUCUCGCUCAACAUGGUCGGCGGGCACCUGGAAUUCCGCUACGAGCUGGGCUCAGGUACCGCCGUGCUUCGGAGCCCCAAGGCCCUGGAACUGGGGCAGUGGCACAAGGUGAUGGCCGAGCGCCUGAACAAAGAUGGCACCCUGCAGGUGGAUGACGAGCGGCCCCUCAAGAGGUCCUCCCCUGGGAAAAGCCAGGGCCUCAACCUUCGCACUUCUUUGUACCUGGGAGGUGUGGAUGACACCGUCAAGCUUCCGGCGGCCGCCAACGUCUCCAGCCACUUCCAUGGCUGCGUCGGAGAGAUGUCGGUCAACGGAAAGAAGGUGGACGUUUCAUACAGCUUCCUGGAGAGCCGGGGCAUCUCGCAGUGCACCGACAGCUCUCCAUGUGACCGCAGGCCCUGCCAGCACGGCGGCCAGUGCCUGCUCACCGGGGAGUACGAGUUCCAGUGCCUGUGUCGGGAUGGCUAUAAGGGAGAACGCUGUGAGGUGCCAGAGGUCCAGUGCCAGCUUCAGCAUCCCUGCCUCAAUGGGGGCUCCUGCAAGGACACCACGUGUCUGUGUCCCCAGGGCUUCUCAGGGUUGUACUGUGAACAUGACGAGAGGCAGUACCAGCUGAAGGCCGAGUGGCCUGAAGGCAGUGGAGGAAACGAUGCUCCUGGGCAGUAUGGAGCCUACUUCUGCAACGGUGGCUACGUGGCCCUGCCGAGUCACGCUUUCCCCAGGAGUUUUCCUGAGUCUCCGGAAACCAUUGAGCUGGAAGUGCGCACGAACUCCCCCAAUGGGCUGCUCUUCUGGCAGGGGGUGGCGACUGGAGAGCCGGGCCCCGAGCAGCAUGUUGCUCACGAGGAGGAAGGGGAACCUGGGAAAGGAAAGGAUUUCAUUAGCCUCGGGCUGAAGGACGGGCACCUGCUGUUUAGUUACCAGCUGGGAAGCGGGGAGGCCAACAUCCGCUCCGAAGACCCCAUAGAUGAUGGGGAGUGGCACCGAGUGACCGCUGUCCGGGAAGGGAAAAGAGGCUUCCUCCAGGUGGACGGAGAGGAGGCGAUGACCGGGGAGUCUUCUGGCAGGAACGUCAUGGUGAACGCCAAAGGCCGGAUCUACAUAGGAGGAGCCCCCGAUCUCCAGGCCCUGACGACGGGGAAAUAUGCCUUGGGAAUCACAGGCUGCAUCAAAAAUGUGGUGCUGGUCAAUGCCCGGCCAGGCCAGGAGCCGCGGCAGCCGGUGGACCUGCAGCACCACUCGGAAAUGGCCCUGAACAUUCAGGAGUGCCCCUCAUAGGGGAGGCCCACCCCUUCCACCCUCCUGCCUCUUCGUUGCUGUCGCCAGGCCAAGGGAGAGACAUCUAUGCUGAUUAUUAUUAUUAUUUUAUUAUUAUUACUACGAAUUUUUUAAAAGGAAGAAACAAAAACGGUGCUUUGCUGCUGCCAAAAAGGGGGAGGGGGAGGGAGCCGGCCUGCAGCAUCCUCGGCAUGGGCCGGCAGGAAGGGAGCCGCACGGCCUCACAGAGACGGAGGACCAGGAAGCUGCCAAGCUGGAGGCUGCAGGAGGAUGCCCGGUCGGGGCCUUCCCCGUGUGGCUGCCGGAGGGCUCUCCCGCCGCAGAAGAAAGGCGGCGUCCCGGAGGUUGGCGAGCGGGCUGGGCGCCUGGACGCCUUCUCUGCUUGAGCUGCUCUGCUGGGCCGGUAGGCCAUGAACAAAGACCCCGCCCGGCCCUCCUGGGGGCAGCGAAUGGAUCUCAGGAGCAGCCGGAAGGUGGGCAGACUCCAGGGAGGAGGCGGGCUCUUCCGAAGCCCCGUCGUCUCUGCCGCGUCACCCUGUGGCUUGGACCCCGGGCCCAGCCCUGCCGUGGUGCUCCUGAGAGGUGCCCCCACCUCACCCUGUGCUCAUGGGUUCCUCGAGGGCCAGCUGCAGGGACCCCUGGACCGUGCCCGGGCCCCCCUCGGCACUCUGGCCAGGUUGCUGGGUCCUGUCCCUGUAGAAGGGGCAACCCUGCCGCACCCUCGGAGACAAGGUGGUGAGCGGCCUGUCCUGCUCCCUUUGGACCGCGGGCUGCUUCAGUGCCUUAUGGGGGGGCCUUCUUCUAAGGGACCCACAUGCCAUCUCCCAGCCUGGUCCUCUCUUGCCCACCCUCGGCUGCCUGCUGAGCAAAACUUGUGAUGAGGCUGCUUCUUGGGGGGGGGGGCUGCCUGGAGGGUCCUGUCUUCCUGUCCUGGGUCAGAGCCAGAAGGGGCUCCCUUGCAGCUUUUCAAGGAGAGGUGCUUCGCCCGACAACGGCCGGGCCCAAAGAAACUUCCACUGCUCGGAUGGGAGACUCCUGACCGCCGGCACUGUUUCUCCUUCUCCUUGCCGGCCAGCUGGCCUUCAAGUGCUGGGGCCGGCAAACACCUCAGGCCUCGGGUGUGCAUAGUUCUACGUUGGCCAGGCCCCCACCCCUGGGCUUAGCUGUCUAGAAUGUUUGGGGCCAGCCCCCUGCGCCCAGGGUGGGAAGUGCUAGCCUGGAGACCCCGCAGGGCUCAUCCUCCUCCCGACCUCACCCCUCUCUGCUUCCCCUGCCCACCCGCCCGCCCUUUGACUGUUCUUGUACUUCUUUUUCUUAAUAAAUGGUGCUGAACCCCA